This is a messenger RNA of Drosophila obscura, 1051 nucleotides long. RefSeq names its product TM2 domain-containing protein CG10795 (gene bisc). The coding region runs from base 210 to 749 and encodes 179 amino acids. NCBI's taxonomy places the organism in Eukaryota, Metazoa, Arthropoda, Insecta, Diptera, Drosophilidae. The record is from RefSeq and is a predicted model, not a curated record. The transcript has 2 exons.
CACGGCCACACUCUAAUCCCAAAUGCCAAUGAGUCCAAACAACAACACUGGUGCCUGCCUGCCCAACAAAAUCCAACAUAACAUCGAAACAAAACGAAUCGUGUCAAAGCGCAAACUGCAACCGCAACCCGCAACACGGCCAAAACCAAAGCACCUCCACCAAGGACCAGACCAACGAAGACACACGCCAAACUCAGCCAAAGCCACAAAUGUACUGGCGCGCUGUCCCGCUGAUCCUGCUCUUCCUCACGUCGAAAUCAGACCAAGUCAAUGUCGACUGCAACGAACUGCAGAUGAUGGGCCAGUUCAUGUGUCCCGAUCCUGCCAAGAAUCACAUCGACCCCAAGACUCAGCAACUGCGCGGCUGCACCAAGGAGAGCCGGGCACGGGUGUGGUGCAUCGCCGCCAACGAAAUCAACUGCACGGAAACGGGCAACGCCACCUUCACGCGGGAGGUGCCCUGCAAGUGGACGAAUGGCUACCAUUUGGACACCACAUUACUGCUGUCAGUGUUCCUCGGGAUGUUCGGCGUGGACCGCUUCUACCUGGGAUACCCGGGCAUCGGUCUGCUCAAGUUCUGUACACUGGGCGGCAUGUUCCUGGGCCAGCUGAUCGACAUUGUCCUCAUCGCCCUGCAGGUGGUGGGGCCCGCCGACGGAUCCGCCUACGUCAUACCCUACUACGGGGCCGGCAUCCACAUAGUGCGGAGCGACAACUCGACGUACCGGCUGCCGCGCGACGACUGGUGAUGGUUAAGAAAGCACAACGUUUGGUGUACAGUAGAUCACGUUAAGUCAUUGUUAUAUCUUAAAUUCGGCUUAUGACACUAAGCAACGACUGCUAAACUCAGAUUAGUGCAUUACGACGUACCCUAGUGAUAAGUGUAAAGAUUGUUGCCACCCCUCCCUUUCGUAGCCUAAGUUGCAUUAUUUAGUCUUAGUUACCUCUGUACAUGGAUAUACACAUACACAAACAUAUACAUAUACAACUCUACACGUUUGUAAUUGUGGGAGCCACAUAGACAAAUUGUUUGCCAAUAUAAAUAACGAUU